Molecule: messenger RNA, 2665 nt
Organism: Glossina fuscipes
Lineage: Eukaryota; Metazoa; Arthropoda; Insecta; Diptera; Glossinidae
Product: RNA-binding protein 28
Exons: 5
Coding region: 506-2395 (629 amino acids)
Molecular function (GO): RNA binding
Source: RefSeq, a predicted model, not a curated record
AACGAUGCAAGAGUUUUUUUCAUUCUGCUGCGGUUAAUUACGUAGCAGAAUUUCACCCGCAAAAUUGGCUGCAUCUAAAAUUCAAAAGCCCGUCCGCUUUGUUUACAUUUGUUUACAAUUGGGAAUAAUUCACCGUCGUUUGCAAAAGCAAUAGCUAUAUUUUUUAUAUCCGAUUACCCACCCCUUAAGGGCAUAAGAAUAGAAAAAUACUACAGAUGUCUCUGACGUUUUUCGCUUUCACGUGUUGUUCAAAUAUUGUGUUUAUUUUUGGUUUUUUAGUGCUGCAAAAAAAAACUUUUCUUUCUUGCAAAGUCAAGAAAAUAUUCAAAAUCGUAAGUAAAAAUAGCAAUUAUCAAAUCUGCUGGUUUCUCCUUUUAAGUUUUCUUCUCCUAUUGUCUUUAUCAUAGAAAUAACCAGCGAAGGCGUUUCAUCAGUGAAAUUUCCACAAUAUACAGGCCGUAUCUAUUCUUUUUUUACAAACCAAAAAAAGAUAAAAAGGGCAGUUAUGCUAAUGGAAGAGACUUUAGAAAGCAAACCGAAUGAGCAAAAGGAGUCGAAAAAAACAAAAAUAAAACGUCGUAAUCCAUUUCGAAGAGAAAAACAAAAGAAAGAAAAAGAAUGUCGUCAAAAAAAAAAAGCCCGUCUGAUUGUGCGAAACAUCGCCUAUAAAGCUACUGACCAGGACUUACGUAUACAUUUUGGCCGGUGGGGUGAAAUCGAGGAAAUAAAUCUUUUAAAACGUGCUGACGGUAAAUUGGUGGGCUGUGCCUUUAUACAAUAUGCGACAAUUAAUCAAGCUACAAAAGCUAUAUUGAAAGGUAAUAAUAAAGAAUUAAUGGGAAGGCCAGUCUUCGUUGACUGGGCUCUAAGUAAAAAUGAAUACGUGGCUGCUAAACAAUGCGACUCGCAGAAAGAUCCAGAGGAGAAAAGAUUUAAAAGUGAAUGUAAAGAAGCAGAAAUUCAACCACAAACGAAUGACAACAAUGGGGAAGAAGAGGUUGAAAAUAAUGAAGAAAAUAACAAAGAGGAUUGUAACAGUAAUAGUGUUGGGGAAAAAGAAAAUAAAGGAAAAGCAAACAUAGAGAAAGUCAUUAAACAAAAAAACAUUUCCAAUGAUGUCAAAGAGCGUUGCACUGUAUUUAUAAAAAAUUUAGCAUUUGAUACAGAAGAUGCAGAUCUACGUAAAGUAUGUCGCAAAUACGGACCCGUUUCAUAUGCCAUUAUCAACAGAGAUCCGAUAUCAGGUCAUUCUAAGGGAACAGCUUUUGUAAAAUUCAAAUCAAAAGAAUCUGCCGAUCUGUGUCUACAAGCAGGCUCGGAGUUCACCUUAAUGGAUGAAAUCCUGCACCCAUAUCCAGCCUUGAGCAAAGAGGAAAUACGUGAGCACACGAAGGAAAACAAAGAAAGGAAGGAAGGAAAGGAUUCGCGUAAUUUAUACUUAACGAGAGAAGGUCUCAUCAUGGCCGGUUCGAAUGCAGCAGAAGGUGUUUCGGCUUCGGAUAUGAAUAAGCGUCAUAAAUUGGAGCAACUGAAAGCCCAAGUACUAAAAAAAUUGAAUAGAUUUGUCUCGCGUAAUCGUUUAUCUAUCCAUAAUUUACCAUUAAAUUAUAAUAAUGAUAAGUUGCGUGAUAUAAUUGAAACCUAUACCGGAUUCAAGCCCCAUGAAUGUCGGGUAAUGCGCGAGAAUAAUAUUGCACGAGAUCACCCCAAAGGUAAGUCUAAAGGAUAUGGUUUUAUGUCAUUUAAGACACAUCAAGAAGCGCUGUUAGCUUUGAGGAAACUAAAUAAUAAUCCAAAGAUUUUUAGCCAGCAGCACCGGCCUAUUGUAGCCUUUAGCAUAGAAGAUCGAGAAGUUCACAGAAUUAAAGAAAAACGUACGGAAAAGUCCAAACUUAAUAAUCCAACAUUUAAGCAAAAGUUGGUAGAACAUAAGAGGAUGAUAGAGCAUGGAAAGUUAAGCAAAAAAUCGUUUUUGAAAACAGGCCCUAAGAGUCUGCAAAGUGAUGAUAAAGACAAAUUAAAAAAACAUGUAAACAAAUUGGAAAAAAGUCAAGCUGCAAGUGGGCAAAAAGUUCAUAUCAUGGCAGAAGAAGGGGAAGCGUUUGUUGGUGCCACAGCUAUGGCGGGAACUUCAUUGCGUAUGCGUUCCCUCAAAAAGAUUAAAGAACAAUCUGAAACGCAUAUGCAGCGAGUGAAAAAUGAAAAAAAGAAAACUAAACAGGAACGCAUUAAACAAGCACGUGAAAAUAAAAUCAGACCGAAGCAAGACUACAAUGUGGAAAAAGAUGAUCUAGCAUCGUUAGUUAAUAAAUAUAAGAAAUUAUUGGAUAAUCGAACCAAUGUAGACAAUAGUACGGUUAAACUGGCGAAACGUACCAAAUGGUACACUGAGUGAAAUGUAUAGUUAUUAAUAAGAUAUUUAGAAAACAAUCUUAUCUUGUCAUCUUUCUGCAACUUUCUUUUUGUUCACCAUUCAUGGUGCAGAGUAUACUGAGUUGUGGACAAAAUUAAUAAAUAUUAAGGCAGUCUAAGUCUAUUCAGAAAAUCAUUCUGAAUCGCUUGGCAUGAUAAAAGUGAUUCUUUCUCAACUUCAUUUAGUUCUUGCAUAUAUCCAAACAAACUUGCUAUACCCUUACAAUAUAGAACGUAAUUGAAGAAGAAAAAA